GUCAAGCGAGAAAAGCAACAAACCGAAGGGUUUCAGUUCUAAUGUUACUGAUUAAAAAAAGAUGACAGAGUUGCAUCAGGCAGCAGCUUCUGGAGAUUAUGAUCUAGUGGAAGAAAUUGUGGAAAAAAAAUCGUGUGACCCUAAUCAGAGAGACUUAGACUGGAACAAGAAGACCCCGUUGCAUUGGGCAGCAUCCAAAGGCCAAACAGAGAUGGUUCGGAUAUUAAUUGAAAAUGGAGCCAGGGCUUGUUUGAGGACGGAUAAUGGAUGGACACCCGCACAUUUUGCAGCAGAGUCCGGAAAACUAGCAGUACUUCGACUCCUUCAUUCUCUACAUGCACCUGUAGACAAAGAGGAUUCCUCCGGCGAUAAACCUGUCAGGAUUGCUGAAAUCUAUGGACAGGAAGAUUGUGUUCAUUUUCUUAAAAAGGCAGAGAUUGAGAGCAGAAACUACAGGCAAAUGGCAAAGAUAAAUGGGCUGCCCUUAGACGAUACUGAUGAAGAAUGGGAACAGGAGAGAAAAGAAGCCAAAAAACAAGUCAUUAAAAAGUAGGUUUUAUCAGGACAUGAUAGCAAAAUACAAACUAAUGGAUGCUUAUUGGCAACAUCUGCAAUUUUUGUUGCAUGUCUAACUGAAAUGAAUAUAGUACAGAUAGUAAAAUAUAAAACAAAGCUUGGUGGACAAACAGAAUUAAUAUUCAUGACUGUCAAUAAUUAAGAGUAAUACCAAGUAGGCUAUAUAUCGACAUACAAGCAUAAAUAUACAUACAUUAAUCUACAUAAAACUGAAUAAACCAUUUAAGAAAAACAAAUUACUCAUUCACCUAUUUCAUGCCAAAAUUCAU
Messenger RNA from Carassius carassius (crucian carp), 845 nucleotides. RefSeq names its product ankyrin repeat domain-containing protein 66. NCBI's taxonomy places the organism in Eukaryota, Metazoa, Chordata, Actinopteri, Cypriniformes, Cyprinidae. The transcript has 3 exons. Gene Ontology annotation, molecular function: protein binding. The coding region runs from base 62 to 553 and encodes 163 amino acids. The record is from RefSeq and is a predicted model, not a curated record.